GAGUCUGGAGGUGCAGGCAGCGGAUAACGUGCUAAAGUGUCCUCACUGCUGCUCUCCUCCGCUCCGCAGCUCAUGGCUUCCUCGGUCUCCCUCCGUGGCGCCAUCCUCCAGCGCCCCCACCUCACGCCCCGCCCCGACGCCCGCCGCGCGCCCACGACGAGGCGCCGCGCCGUGCCUGCAAAGAUCUGCUGCAUCGGAUGGGACCCCGAGGGCAUCCUGGGCGCGCCGCAGGGCGGCCACAUCGCGCGCCUCGAGUUCCGCCGCCGCCUCGAGAGGGACUCCGAGGCGCGCGAGGACUUCGAGCGCCAGGUGCGCGAGGAGAAGGAGCGGCGCCGCAGCGAGCGCGAGGCGCGGGUGAUCCCGGACACGGACGCCGGCCUCGUCGAGUUCUUCCUCGACACCGACGCGCGCGAGAUCGAGAUCGAGAUCGGCAGGCUGCGGCCCAGGCUCAGCCAGGACUUCUUCGGCCACGUCUCGCGCGAGAUAGCGCAGAUCAAAUUUGCAGUCACCAGGACAGCGGAGAUGGAAGACAGACUGAUCGAGCUGGAGGCGAUGCAGAAGGUUCUUCUUGAGGGAGUUGAGGCGUACGACAAGUUGCAGAACGACCUUGUUACAGCGAAAGAACGGCUCAUGAAGAUUCUGCAGUCAAGUGACAGAAAAUCGACACUGCUGGAAAUGGUGGAGCGGAACGAGCUCAAUAUAUCCAUACUAACACUUCUCGAUGAGAACAUCGCGAGCGCGAAGACGAGUAAUCAGGAUGAGGCGGCCGCUUUCAUGGAGGACGUGAGGUCAUCUCUUGUGAAAUAUAUAACAAUAUAGAUCUGGGACGCUUUUACAUACCAAUGGUUCGUUCAUUGUUUAGGCAUGGUUCGUUUUUAGAAGUGUGGUUGCUGUUCGUUCAUUGAGAAAUAUAUAACAAUAUAAAUCUGAAUUAUUUCCGCCUGUUUGUAGUUGGGCUGCUUCCGUC
Messenger RNA from Zea mays, 967 nucleotides. RefSeq lists its product as uncharacterized. The transcript has 7 exons. The record is from RefSeq and is a predicted model, not a curated record. Gene Ontology annotation, cellular component: chloroplast stroma. NCBI's taxonomy places the organism in Eukaryota, Viridiplantae, Streptophyta, Magnoliopsida, Poales, Poaceae. The coding region runs from base 73 to 819 and encodes 248 amino acids.